This is a messenger RNA of Symbiodinium sp. CCMP2456, 1374 nucleotides long. The record is from the annotation of a GenBank genome assembly. Lineage: Eukaryota; Dinophyceae; Suessiales; Symbiodiniaceae.
AUGCUUCUGCGGAGAGUGCCUGCUGCAUGCAGCUGGAUCUGCCUUCUGCUGCCAGUUUCGCUCUCGCUGCGGCCGCUACAACCGCCCGAGAUUUGCGCCCGCACCGAAGUUCCGGAAUUUUACGCACAGAUCUACCGAGACUUGGAGCCAUAUAAAGUCUUGGAUGAACAGCACCUGGCAUUCUACGAUGGAUUCUGCGCAAGGCGGCAGAAGGCAUGCAUUCGGCUGAGAAUCGUCAACGGUGCAGCCUAUGUCCUCGACAUGUUCCCGGGAUACCAAAGUCGUCAUCGCAGCACGCUGCAUGCGAUUUAUCGAGUGAUUUCAAGAUUUGGCAACCUUCCGGAUGUCGAGGUAACGAUUGAUCUUACCGAUGGCGAGCUCCAGAACAUCGACCUCCCGUUUCUUGUCAUUACACACAAGAAGGAAGCCCCUGUUGGUAUACUCUAUCCAGACUUCACAUUCUACUCCUGGCCAGAGAGCAUGUGCCCUUCGUCUGAGAGCGAGAUUUCUCACAACUACGACCAGCUGUUUCGCGAGUUCCGCCAGCACUGGGGGGUGAGGGCAAGGUGGCAGAACCGGAGUGACACCCUUUUCUGGCGAGGCGCUCCAGUGGAGGAUCAAGGUGCUCGUUCUGUGGCCUUGGAGCAGAUCGCAGCUGUCGAACACUCCGAUGCGAAGUUCAUAUCUUGGAAAGCCGUGUCCUCCACUGGCCAGAACGAAGUGCAGGGCUGCGUGGGCUUGCUGGAGCAGUGCAAGCACCGGUAUCUCGCCUUCCUAGCUGGCACCACCUACUCCUCACGCAUCAAGUACCAGCUGCUUUGCGGUUCCUUGGUCUUGGCCCAAGAGCCUCGCUUCCUGGAGUGGUGGAGCCGGCUUUUAGCUCCUGGAGUUCAUUAUGUGCCGGUGGAGACAAACUGGGCCAACGUGCAGCCACUGAUGCAGCUUCUGCGGCAAAACCCCCUCCAGGCCGCGAGGAUCGCGCGUCAAGGGCAGCGGCUUGCGAUGACGGCGCUGUCCCCAACGUCUGUUGAUUGCUACUGGUGGAUGCUGCUGGCCUCAAGCGCACGAGUGCUACCUCCGGCCUCCGGGCCCUUGAGCUUGAAUGCCCGGCCACUCGAGGACGUUUUACUUCUUCCCGACGAUGCCACGCUAUCCUCCCUGCAUGGCCUCAAGGGCGGCAUCUCAAUGCAGGUGGCCCCGAAGCCCGAAACGCAGGACAGGUGGUGGUCGGGGGUCGGUAGUGGCCGAGUUGUCUGCAAUGCAACUGAAAAUGAUGCCGCCGAGCGGGAAGUCGGAAGGCCGGCACAGGUACAUCCAACAUCCGGGAGCCUGGGUUUAGGGUAUGACCGGUAUGACUCAUGCUUUUCUUCGUGA